AUGGAGCCCAGCCACGACCAGCCAGCACCUCUGCAGCCGGCAAUGGCGCCCGGGCAUGACACACCAGCACCUCAGCAGCCGGCAAUGGAGCCCGGCCAUGACGUGCAAGCACCUCAGCCGCCGGCAAUGGCGCCUGGCCAGCAGCCGUGGGAGUACAGCCUGCGGAAAUACCUGCUGCUGCUGGCCACCCUGGUGGUCACCGUGACGUACGACGCGGCCUUCAACCCGCCAGGGGGCGUCUGGCAGGAUGGCACCCGCGACGACGUCGGCCAAGGCCAACGACUCGCCGGCGACCCCAUCAUCCGCGACACCCACUACCACCGCUACAUCGCCUUCUUCUACUGCAACGCCACUGCAUUCGCGAUGUCUCUUGUGCUCAUCGUCCUCAUCCUCAUCCUCGCCAUCCGGCACGACAAAGAAAAGGAGAAGAAGGACGCCAUCUGGGUCGCCUCCGACGUCGUGCUGCUGCGGGUCGUCAUGGUGCUCGACCUGCUCAGCCUCGUGGGAGCCUACGCCGCGGGUACCUGCCGGGAUAAGGUCUCGACCGUCUACUCCACGGUGCUGGUGGCUGCCGUCUUCAUCUACAUCGUGGUUAUCAAGUUGCUGGACUGGUGGUUUCCAGACAACACCUCUGACUCUGGCUCUGGUUCCGGCGGCGUGACGCCCACCCCCAAACCCAGCCCCAGCUCAGGCUCUGGCGCAAUGUCAGUUCCCAUCGACGACUCUGACUCCGGCGUGCCUAGGGUACAAGAAAAGGAGGCCAUGAAGAAGCUCAAAGCUGAAGAACGGUUCUGCAAGGUCCUUAUGCUUCUGGCGACGUUCGCGGUGAGCAUCACAUACGUCGCUGGUUUGAGCACGCCGGGCGGCUUCUGGGAUAGCACCGGGGGCAGACACCGCCCGGGCGACGCGAUUCUCACGGACGACCACAGCUUGCGCCUGACAGUGUUCCUUUUAUGCAACACCACGGCGUUCGUGGCAUCCCUGCUUAUCACCAUGCUGCUCAUCAUCGACGGCAGGAAGCUCCGUGAGAAGAUGGCCCGGUCCUUCGAGCUCUACACCUGCAUAGUUGUCACGCUGGUCAGUCUCAUCGCCGCCUACAUCGCCGGCAGCUGCAGGCAGACUGACACCACCAUCUACGUGGUCUGCCUAGUCGGCGCGGUGGUCUGCCUGGUCGGUGCCGUUCUUGCGUGCGUCCUACUCCAUGGUUUCUGCACUAAAGCGUCAGAAUUCUCUUCUCCCUGUUCCAGUCCAGCGCAACAAACUGAUGAACAACAGCAGACUGAUGAAAAUGUCAGUGCUAGGGAGGCUCUGGACAAGGCUCGCUCCCUUGUUCUACUGCUCGCCACUCUUGCCGCCACCAUCACCUACUCAGCCGGGUUGAACCCGCCGGGUGGCCUUUGGCAGGAUAACAGCUACGGGCACAUGGCCGGCGACCCGAUUCUUCUGACAACGAACGCUAGGCGGUACAGGGCCUUCUUCUAUUGCAACUCGGUUGCAUUUGUGGCCUCCUUGGUGGCCGUUGUCCUGGUCCAGAAGGAGCUUCUGAUCAAGCACCACGUGCUGGAGGCAGCCAUGAUACUCGACCUGUUUGGACUCAUUGGGGCAUAUGCCGCGGGGAGCUGCCGGGACGUGAACCACUCCAUCUACGCCAUGGCCUUUUCAGGCGCUGUCCUGGUCUAUGUGGUGAUCCAUGUUGUCUUCUUCACGAUGGACUACGAAGACAUGGACAACGGCUACGAAGACCGGUUGCUGGAGAAGAGACGCAAAAGGUUGCUCCUGUUCGCGAUCUUGGCCGCGACCAUCACCUACCAAGCUGGCCUCACCCCUCCAGGCGGCUUCCUGCUCCAGGACGACAAGCUCGGGCACCACGCUGGCGACCCGGUCCUCCUCUACAACUACCCGCGCCGUUACAAUGCCUUCUUCUACUGCAACUCGGUGAGCUUCAUGUUGUCCAUCGCCCUCAUCAUCCUUCUGGUGAACCGCCAUCUGUACAGGCCAGCCAUACGAAGUAAUGCGCUGUCAGUUUGUACGGCGAUGGGAUUGUUCUGUUUGAUGGGGGCCUAUGCCGCUGGAAGCACACAGCACAUCAAGACAUCCAUCUACAUCUUUGUGUUGGUGGCCGUGGCCCUCUUUGUUGCAGCCGGACUACUGGUAAUAUUGUUGGUGAGGGAGAUCAAGGGAAAUGGCAAUUCAGCAGUUGCGCCACCCAAAGAACAGGACAAAGAAGAAAGGGAGGAGGAAGAAGAAAAAAAGGAGAAUAGAAAUGGCAAUCCAGCUGCUGCGCGAUCAAUAGAACAGGAGGCCCCUAAGGACGAAGAAGAACAGAGGGAGGAUGCAGAAGAAAGGAAGAAGCACGCAAGGCGCAAGUACCUGAUGCUGCUAGGCAUCUUAGUAGCGAGCGUCGCCUACCAGGCAGGCCUGGAACCGCCUGGCGGAGCGUGGCAGAGCAGCGGCAGCGGGUACAAUGCGGGCAACCCAGUGAUGCACGACAACAGGAGACCCCGGUACCUUGUCUUCUUCUAUAGCAACUCCUUUUCCUUCGUGGCUUCCAUCGUUGUCAUCAUCAUGCUGCUACCGCACUGGCUGCCAAACAAAAAGGAAGUGGAAUGGGAAAAAUGGUCGCUGAAGGUGAUGAACUGGACGAUAAUACUUAAUUUAGUGGCUCUCCUAGUGUCCUAUGCAGCCGGCUCCAGCAGGGGGUGGAAGACGUCUGUGUAUGUCUGCGCGCUCACCGUUGCGGUGCUGGGCUACUUUGCAAUCCAUAAGGCACUGUCAGUAUGUUCUGAUCGUCGUCACCGUAGGAGGCGCCAGAGCAGACAAGGAGAUGCUCGUGUGUGA
This is a messenger RNA of Lolium rigidum, 2838 nucleotides long. RefSeq lists its product as uncharacterized. Lineage: Eukaryota; Viridiplantae; Streptophyta; Magnoliopsida; Poales; Poaceae. The record is from RefSeq and is a predicted model, not a curated record. The transcript is spliced from 2 exons. The coding region runs from base 1 to 2838 and encodes 945 amino acids.